ACGUAAUACCUGCCCGAAUGCGUUGCCUCGUGCUUGCAAAGUCGUAUUGCCGGAUGUUUGGCAAAGUCUUCAAAUUUUCAAGCUGCUGUCGAAAAAUCAAUUAUAUCCACGAAUACACACAACCACUCCAAGACGUGCAUCAAAGAAAAACGAGGAAAAUCACAAUGCCGACUUUGUCGUCCUGCUGGAAUCCACGACCAAAGAGCGCAACCACUGCACAUAAGUAAGGUGUAUGCUCAGGAAAAGUGCUGACGGUUGACCUUGAAAAAAAGCUGGAUGCUGGCUACGACCCAGGCCAACAUAAAAUUCUUCGACCCUAUAUUUGCGGUCCAAUUGUGUGGGAACAAACCAGACCACAAUAGGAUGGUAUGUUCAAUGAAACUAAAACGCUACUAUCUGGUUUGACAGCAUCACAUUGCAACUCGAGCGUGAUGAAUGGCGAUAUGGUGGACGAGUAUCAACAGAACUAUAUGACCAAAGAGGGUGCUGGAUUGAAGAAUGCAGCAGCAGUCAUGUUGACGGCCUUAGAGGACGCAAUUAAGCAUCCGAGUGUUGCUGCAGAUAGUGGUGCCCCAAUACGACAGGCCCAGUACUUAGCGACACGAACCGUGAAUGAGUUUGGCGGUGCACACGAGUGGCCAUUAUCUUUGAUGAUAUACGCCUUGCUUGGGCAUAAGUCGUAUGUAUCAUCAGAGGCCUUUUGGUAUUUAUUUCCACAUGGAUUUAUUGACGAACUACGCCAGUCCGAAGAAGACGAUUGUGGGGACGUAGCUACAAAUGAGUGUGAUUCCAAAUCAAAUAGUGAAAAUGAAAGCAUGGAUGGAGAUAUGGAAGACGAUGAUUUCGUGGAUAUUGAAAAAGAGCUUUCUAAUGUCCUUGUACAUCAAGCCAUUGAAGAACUAGCUGAUUUUGCCAACUCAGAAAAUUUGUCCAUGCUGAGUUCUUCACUAUGCGACCGUCAUACUACUGGUGGAGCUCGAUCAUACAAGAUCGAUGGAAAAAUAUUUUUUAUCACCCAGGUGGAAUCUUACAAGUAUCGUGACAUUUAUUUUGUGGACUACUCGCCUGUUGAAUUUGUGUAA
Messenger RNA from Phytophthora nicotianae INRA-310, 1082 nucleotides. RefSeq lists its product as hypothetical. Lineage: Eukaryota; Oomycota; Peronosporomycetes; Peronosporales; Peronosporaceae. Bases 369 to 1082 code for a protein of 237 amino acids. The transcript has a single exon. The record is from RefSeq and is a predicted model, not a curated record.